Molecule: messenger RNA, 2445 nt
Organism: Pelagomonas calceolata
Lineage: Eukaryota; Pelagophyceae; Pelagomonadales; Pelagomonadaceae
Source: the annotation of a GenBank genome assembly
GUCGACGGCGUCGACGCGUCCUCGACGUUGGUGGUGGUGGUGUCGAAGUCCUUUACUACUGCUGAAACAAUUAUGAAUGCGAAAACGGUGAAGGACUGGCUCACGUCGUCGAUCAAGGCCGAUGCCACAAAAGUGGUGAGACAGCACGUCGCCGCGGUGUCGACGCAGAUGCAAUUGACGGCGGACUUCGGCAUCGCGCCGGAGAACGUCUUCGCGUUCGGCGAUUACGUGGGGGGACGCUUUUCCGUGCAUUCGCCUGUUGGGGUAUUGCCUUUGGCGCUGCAGUACGGCAUGGCGCCGUUACGUGAGUUUUUGGCUGGCGCACAUGCGAUGGACCUGCAUUUUAAGUCUGCACCGUUAGAAAAGAACCUACCCGUAUUGCUCGGUUUGCUCGGCCUCUACAACUCGACGUUCCUCGGGUACAAUUGUAAAGCGAUAUUGCCGUACGCCCAGGCUCUACUAAGGUUCGCGGCCCACGUCCAACAGCUCGACAUGGAGUCGAACGGGAAGAGGGUGGCGAUGGACGGGAGUACGUUGUCCUUCGAAGCUGGGGAGAUCUGCUUCGGGGAACCGGGGACGAACGGCCAGCACUCCUUCUACCAGUUGAUGCACCAAGGGAGAGUUGUUCCGGCGGAAUUUAUUGGGUUCAAGAAGUCGCAGGCGCCCGUGACUUUGGCUGGCAAUGCUCUAUCAAACCACGACGAGCUCAUGUGCAACUUCUUCGCGCAGCCCGACGCGCUCGCGGUCGGGAAGGUUUCCGAGGACCCGCACAAGGCCUUCCCGGGGGAUCGACCGUCGCUUUCAUUAUUGUUUGACGCGGUGACGCCGCGGUCGAUGGGUCUGUUGCUGGCCUUGUACGAGCACCGCGUCGCCGUCCAGGGCUGGGUCUGGGGCAUCAACUCUUUCGACCAGUGGGGCGUGCAGCUCGGCAAGGUGCUCGCAAAGGAGGUCGGCAAAGGGUUGGUGGCGAAGUCGACGCAAGGCUUCAACGCGAGCACGGCGGUGCUCAUCGCGGCUUAUAUGGAGCAGUAGCUCGGUUCGGCGGGUAAGGGUCUGUCCAUAUUCAUCGCGGCGAUGGCGCCUGUAUCAUAUUCAUCGCGGCGAUGGCGUAGGAUAGUGCAUAGACGCACUAGGGGGAAGCAGCAUAGCAUUAUCUUUGUGGCCGGGCGGCGGUUUCAGCCAACGCGGCGCCUCGGCUUUCUCGGGCAUUUAAGAACCGCUGUGCCUGCACGAUUCCUAAGCAUCACAAGGGGCCUACGUUGCGAGAUCAUGGAUGGGGUUGAAAUUCCCAAAAUGCCACAGCCCAGGCGGGCGGGCCUCGCUCUCGCUCUUGCGAGCGCGUGCGUUUUCUCAGUAGCCGUGAUCGGCCACACGCAUCCACCCUUCCCCGCGCCGACGGUCCGCCGUCGCGACGAGGCGACGGCCGGCGGGCUCGGCGCGCCGACACUGACGCCGUCGCCCCAGGACCCGUUCAGCGUCUACUGGGCGGAAAUGUUAAACGAGCUCAACGACGACGCGUGGUGGCGCUUCAUUUGUAGACUCGUCGUGCGCAACGGGACGCGCACGUCCUUGUACGUCGAGCGGCAUGCUACGAGAAACUACGCCCAUGCAUUGUACAAUACGGUCUUAUACAACCGCAUGUGUCUCGAGCGCGGCGGCAUCGCGGCCGCGGAGGCGUCGCUGACGCUCCCGGCGUCGCUGGCGAACCAGAGAGGGGCGAUCGAGCGCGAGCUCGGUACGAACAUCAGCCUCACCUUCAGCAGAGCCGCGAAGCAUCCGCCGCCCAUGGCGUACGGCCCCGUCGGCAAGUUCUUCCACGAGGCGCUCGCGCGGCGCCAGAUGGGCCGGUGGCUGCGAGAUCGACCGCGCAGCGUCGAUAAAUGCCCUCACCACUACCACGCCGUCAUCGUGAAGCGCGCCUCUGGAACGCGGCGAUCGCUUGACAACUGGGACGCCGUGGCGGCCGCCUUGACGCGCGUCGGCGUCAAGACCCACGUCAUCGAGCCGGACGCGAGCUGGUCCUGGGACCUCCAGCGGCAGGCGUUGUCGUGCGCUGAUGCGUUAGUUUGUUUUCACGGGGCGGGCUGCGCGAACGGCGUCUGGCUGCGCCGGCCGUCUCUGUUAAUCGAAGUGAAAUCAAGGUGGUUCAGCCCCUGGGGCACGAUCUUCGGCCACGUGGGUGCUGGCUAUAAGACGGUCCACGCCGACCGCCUCGAGCAGACCGACCGUCGGGGCUUCCUGCACCUCAGAACAAAGUACUGGCGGGACGGCCGGUUCCGGUUGUCGGAGGCGGGCAUUCAAUCCAUCGUCGCGGCCAUCGAGGCGCACCGGAACCCCGCGGCGGCGUGGCCUCUCUGGGUCGCUGUUUUUGUCCUCGUCGUCGGCGCGCUCGCCGCGCUGAGUUUUAUCCGGCGAUCGGAGGAUAUCCACUCGCAUCUGAAAUAG